Messenger RNA from Triplophysa dalaica, 6307 nucleotides. RefSeq names its product synapse defective 1, Rho GTPase, homolog 2 (C. elegans) (gene syde2). The record is from RefSeq and is a predicted model, not a curated record. Bases 148 to 4476 code for a protein of 1442 amino acids. NCBI's taxonomy places the organism in Eukaryota, Metazoa, Chordata, Actinopteri, Cypriniformes, Nemacheilidae. Gene Ontology annotation, biological process: signal transduction. The transcript is spliced from 7 exons.
AGAGAGAGAGCGCGAGAGAGAGCGUUUAAGUGGAUCUUAGUGGAUCAUGGAGCCUGCGGUCUGAUCGCGUGCGUCGGACGCCUCGCACCCGGUUUAUUCGUCUCCGGAGCGCAGCUGGACAGUACUAAAGCUGGAGGAUUGGUACCGAUGGCGGAUCCUCUGCGGAGGACAAUACUAGCCAAACUAAGGGGCAAGAAAGCCAAAGGGAAAGACUCGAGCAGCGCGCACCACCGACCGAGAGAAGGUAAAGAAAAAGUUUCUCUAAAGCACGCAGGUAGAGAGUUUAUGAGAGGUAAAGAGAGAGGUGUUAAAGGGACUCGGACAGCGGAUCCGGUGGCUGCGCUCGGUCGCGCUGCGGCGGACGUGCGCGCGAGCGGGCGCACGGCGCCGAGGGGUCCCGCGGGGGUCUCGGAUCAAAGCCAAGUGACGGAGAUGAAGCGCGUGCACACGCAGCGCGUUCGAGGAGACUCGAUCGGGUUCGGGAGCUGCGAACGCGUCCCUGUAAACGCCAAAAGAGACGCUUUAAAAGUAAGAGAUGUUCCGGAUCUAAAGAGUAAAGCAACAAAUGUUGCGUCGCGCGAGCGACAGGCUGUAGUCGCGAGGCAGCAGCCCAACAGAAUCCCUCAUGUGUUUGAUUACAUAGACGAAAACCACGAUUUAAUUCAGGUCCUAGAAAGUUCACUGCAGUAUCACGGAGAUUUCAGGAUGCCCGCGUUACAAAGUCCCACUUUUUUCCCCACAGAGCUGAAGAUAAAUGUGACCCCCGGUGCGCCCCGACACCACUCUGUCCACAGCGAGGACGACGAUUAUUAUGAUAACCAAAUUCUGCCUUUUUACACGCAAAACCAGGAGACGAUUAACCGAAUCUCUGUAGCGGAACCAUCACCUGUCCAAGCUUUAGAGUUAGGAGCCAAUGAAACUGACCGGCUGAAGACGCAGCUGAAAGAAGCUUAUUAUUUAUUAAUAAACACCAUGCACGACAUCCCGUUUGAUGGUCAGGUUGAAGAUAACGGCUUUGUGGAUCAGGUCAGUAGUUCUAGCGAGUCCCACGAAAGUGUUAGUUCACGCUCCACGGCCAAACACACGGGGAGCGAAGCGUGUCUGUCCGAUGAACGCGGCGGUGCGCACGGUUUUGGGUCAGAUUCGGCUCUCUUUACCGGCUCUGGAUGCUGCCGGAUGGUAUUUAAGGGCAGCCUGCCGAAUAUUUCCACAGUGAGGGUGGAACAGACUCUCCAGAGGUCUCUGAGUGACAGCGGGGUGAAGUACUCUUCCGAGUGGCCCUCAAACGGCCAAAGCCGCCCGGCUGCAGGAGACGACCCGCUACAUUGCUGUGAGGGUCGCGUUUAUAAUGUGAGUAAAGAGUCGGUCAGCGGCUCUGUGGUGCUGUCGGAAAUCCUCCCGGAGCCGGGCACCCAUCAGUCGGGCGAUGCUGCCGUUGUGGCUAAACAUCCGGGCGUCACGGUCAACAAGAUGCAGGAGUGGAUGCUGAAAGGUCGCAUGCUGUCGUCUGAGAUGAAGGAGAGGAUUGGUGGUUCCUCGCUGAGAGCCAGCAGCGGUCAGAUGAGACUUAAAGCCAGCGCUCGUGUCAGCGUGAGCAGAAACGCACCGGCCGGAGCGCAGCAGCAGUCAGUAGCGAUGGACUGUAUGGCUGGGCCGUCCAGCGUAUCUCGUCAUGACCCGUGCACACGUCAACCCCCCAUCAACCACAUCACCGUCUCCAAGAAGCGCAAUUGGCUGCAGCAGAGCUCCGCCCGGCCCGUCCUGCACCCUGAAGACUUUACAUCGCCGCCUGCAGCAGAGGUUGACCUCACGCCCCCACAGACCCACCCUCCAUCCGGCCCCGGGCCGUUUUCAGAAACAUCAUCACACCUGCGACGUCCCAACAUCAAACCCAGUCAGACCUCCUCACAUCCGCCCCGUUGCCCGGACCCAGCCGAGGAGAACGAUGCGGAUGAUGAAGGGGAGAUCUGGUACAACCCCAUUCCUGAGGAUGAAGAAGCUGACCUUCCUCGCUGCAUUCCUAAAAUCAGGGUGGGCCGAACCGAGCCGAGCCUGGGGGCGAGCGGCCGUCGGGUGGCAGGCGAGAGCAUCGGCGGUGAGGUGGGGUGCAGAGAGACGCCACACACGAGUGCUUCGCAUUCCAGCGAAACCGCUCAGCUACAUCGGCAGAUGUUUGCGUGCAAGACACAGGAGGAGAACAUCAGCGUCAGGGCGACAGAGGCAUCUGAGCCAUCCGCCGGUGGGCCGUCUCCCUCAUCCAGUCCAAACCCGGCUAAGCGGAGCACUGCUAUAAACUGGUCCUUCCCCGAUAAAAUAAAAUCACCCCGGACUGUCAGAAAACUCUCCAUGAAGAUAAAGAAACUGCCAGAACUCAGCCGGAAGCUCAGCGUCAAAGGAAACGCAUCAAGCCACGGCCCAUCAGAGACCGGGGCUCAGUCCAGAGCGACCAGGGUGGAGCUCGGCUCCUCUCAGCCCAGGCUGGCGACGGCGCUGGCGAGCGGAAACGUGAUUUGGCACUACCAUCUGGACAGCAGCGUGUCGACACAACACAACUUCGAUAAGAGGCGGAGCAACAGCGGCGGCGUUCCCAAGUCGGCCAGCAAGGGAGGUUACCUCAGCGACGGGGACUCACCCGAACUCGUGGCCAAGUCAGGCAAACACGGCGCCUCGGAUAGAAAGAACGGGACGACACGGGAUCCCGACGGUAAUGCCGGAAAGCUCCCGGGCACCGAGCUGGACAUCGACGCCUUCCGCUCGUACAGUUUCUCGGAGCAGCCCAAGUGUCUGUCGUACAUCUCUGGACUCAUGAGUCUGCACUUCUACGGCGCUGAAGACCUGAAAGCUCCUCGCCUGGACUCCCGCGACGUCUACUGCGCCAUCCAGGUGGACUCGGUCAACAAAGCUCGGACGGCCCUGCUCACCUGCCGCACGGCCUUCCUGGACAUGGACCACACCUUCAACAUCGAGCUGGAGAACGCUCAGCAUCUCAAGCUGGUGGUGUUUAGUUGGGAGUCCACGGCGCGGAGGAAUCGCGUGUGCUGUCAUGGAAGCGUGGUUCUGCCCGCUCUGUUCCGCGUGAGGAAGACUCAUCAGCUGGCGGUGCGUCUGGAGCCUCGGGGGAUGAUUUACGUGAAGCUGAGUCUCAUGCAGCAGAGACUGAACUCUCAGGAUGGAGAUCACCAGCCGCAGGUGUUCGGUGUGGACGCUCGGCGUGUUGUGGAGCGAGAGGCUUCCGGACUCGUGGUUCCGCUGCUCAUUGAGAAGUGCAUCGCUGAGAUCGAGAGGAGGGGAUGUCAGGUGGUGGGUCUGUAUCGUCUCUGUGGUUCGGCUGCUGUGAAGAAGGAGCUUCGAGAAGCAUUCGAGAGAGACAGUCAUGCUGUCGAGCUGUCUGAAAACAACUACCCAGAUAUUAACGUCAUUACAGGUGUUUUGAAGGAUUAUCUCCGUGAGCUCCCUCAUCCUCUCAUCUGUCAGCAGUUGUACGAGUCGGUUCUGGAGUCGAUGUCGAGGAGGCCGCUGCAGAUCGGAGCUGGCGGAUGUGAGAACGAGCCGGCCGACUCCGAACACACCGUUGGUCUGCUGGAGGUUCUGCCGGAGGUCGAGAAGGCAACCCUACGCAAACUCAUGGAUCAUCUGAAGCGCGUGGCCUCACAUCACGAGAUGAACAAGAUGACCUGUCAGAAUCUGGCCGUGUGUUUCGGUCCGGUUCUUCUCAGUCAGAGACAGGACGCCUCCAGUCACGGGAACCGGGUGUUCAUCGACUCGGAGGAGCUGGCCAGCGCUCUGCACUUCAAAAAACACAUCGAGGUUCUGCACUACCUGCUCCAGCUGUGGCCGGUUGUGGACACUCAAGGUAACCCCUCAUCUCCUGCACCCGCCCUGGUGGAGUCAUUUCCGAAGGCUGCCGUGAGAAGAAGAAAAGAUCGUCCACAGGUACUGAAUCUAAGUGAGGCGGAGGUGACCGGAGUCCUGCGACCUCGACCCGGCCGUCUGGACAGUCCCAGUAACCGUUACGCCGGAGACUGGAGUGGCUGCAGAGAGCCGUACCUCCAGCCCGUCUGCCCGGACGACGCCGACUACGCGGAUGUUCCCAACGAAGACCAGCCGGACGUGGCUCAGGAGGACCUGCCGAAGCUUCCCGGAGUCGCGGUGCUUGAAGAAGACUUGCCCGAGGUGGAUGAGGGAACGGAGAGAGACGAGGAGAUGCAGGUAGAGAAGGAAGACAGUGAAGGGGACGAUUGGGUCAGCUUCCAACGGGAGGAAUGUCUUCCCAUCAGUCCCUGCCAUCGGAUCCUCCAGGACCUUGAGGAGCACAGACCCAAAGAGCACACGUAUCAGGCGUUCAUGAAGAUCCAGGAGAUCAGCCCGGUGCUCACCAACAGAGUCAACCUGCGAGAUCUGCAGGAGAGCAUCGACGCCCUCAUCGGCAACCUGGAGAGAGAACUCAACAAGAACAAACUCAACAUGCGAUACUGACAUCCUGUGACUUUACCGGACAUGUUACUAUGGAAACUGUAUGGAGACAUUCCUCGGUCUUGACCAUGUGUUUGUUGAUCUCGUGAUCUUGUUUCUCUUCUUAUUAGAAGAACACAUUAAACCCUGCGGGCAGCACCCGGGGGACUUUAUUUUAUUAAAGUGGUGCUGAUGACGGAGAGAGGUUUUAACUUCUUACAGAGGUACAAACGUAAACGAAUGCACUUAUGGCGCCGCAUGGCAGGGGGUUCACUUCAGGUACACACGGGUGUGUAGUGGGAGAACCACAUACUACGGGUACAUCCCAGGCCAUUAUCCUCUUUCCCUGCACCCUAAACCAGGGCUAUGUGAACUUUAUAUUCCUUCACCUAAUUCCCAAUUUAAGCCCUAAAACUCACACCCAAUGCUCUACGUCCUACACGUUACACCCUCAAACUCACAACCUACAUGUUACACCCUGAAACUCACACCCUAUGUUCUACACAUUUCACCCUGAAACUCACAUCCUACGUCCUACAUGUUACACAGUGACACUGACACCCUACGUCCUACAUCUUACACAUAGUGCCCUGUAGCCUACACCCAACCCCCAUCCAUCCUACAGAUCACACCCUGAGGCUAACAACCUAUACCCUACACAUUACAGCCUAAAAUCACACCCUGAGGCUCACCCCAUACAUCCUACACAUAACACCCCGUAGCUCACGCCCUACAUCUAAAAAAUUAGACCCUAAAGCUCACACCUUACAUGUUUUAGCACACACCAUAUACAUCACUUACUGUAGCUCACACACCCUAAACCCUCCCUUCUGAGAGCAACACAUGCUGCUGGUCUGUUCUUGGCGAUACUGAUGCAGUCCUGUGUUAUUCAAACAGAAUAUUUGAUUGUCCUGCAAAACAAGCUACAGAGAGCUAAACAUGACUAUAUGCUCGUCGUCAUUUGUACAUGAAAUAUUUAAGUAUAGUUAGGCAGAGUUUUUCUAUCAGGAAACCCUAAAUAUCUCACAAGCUGUGUUUGAUAUGUAAGCGUGGGUCAGGUAGCCGAAAUCAUGGUGUGAUCUUCAGUCCAGGGAUAUAAACUCAUCAGUAUUUGACUCUCGCAUGUAUGUAUAAAUAGAGCUGAAAUGUGUUUCUGAUGGCGACACUUCAGUGUUGUGAAUAUUUAAAUGUUCCUCAGCUACCUUGUAGUAUUUGGCCUGUAGAUCAGUCUGAAAUAAGGAAAUCUAUAGAUGUAUAUACAGUUUAUAUAUAUAUAUAUAUAUAUAUAUAUGUGUAAUGAUAUAACCCACAGUGAUGAGAGAUGUUGUGUUGAGAAUAUUUGAGUGUUAUAUGGUUGAAAGCUUUAUGGUCAAACACAAACAGUGUCAUACAGUGAGAUGUAUUUAUGUGUGUAGAUAGAGAUUAUUUUAAAUACAGUGAAAUGCGGCAGCUGCACACGGUUGUAAAUUAACGGUAACGCUUUUAUGAAUAUAAAGCUGAGAUUCUUGAUCUGAUGUGAUUUCUUAGGACAACGGUAUCUAUUAAAUCUGAUGAGGAAUCAUCGAAACAAACUUUAUCAGAAAUGUUUUUUGAUUGGUUGUAGUUGUGUUACAUCACACUCAUGACUGUGAAUCCAGUUAGGACGCCGUGUGAAAGAGCAUCACGCUAGAUUGAAAUGAUGUGAAAUGAUUUCACACUAAAUAAAUGAAACGAGUGUUCUGCUUUAGAAGCCAGUUAUGAAAACCCACAGUGUCAAAACUCGAUUACAGUCAUUAUGAAGGGCUUUAAACUCCCCUAACAAAAAAUAAUUAUGCUUCAAGUUCAUUUUGUUAAUAAAAAUCCACUUCUUUAUCUA